GCACCCCCGUGCGUGGAAAAGCACUGUUUGGUCGCGGAGCUAUGCGCGCGGACGUACUGCACUCGGGUUCACCAUUCGUUCAGUGUCGCGCUCGGUUUCUUUUUUGCCCGGAUCUCGCGGAGCUCCCUCCCCCAGCCGCUGCUAGCUCGCAGAGUUGCUAAGCGAGCGUGUCAAGUUCAAAAAUAACAUUAGCGUAGAGCCGUCGUUCGCACAAGCCCUCGGUAGCUUUUGUAGCUAACAGAAAAAAAACGACCGACAGCCAAGCGGGCUCUACCGGCUCCAUUUUCUUUGUCCCAACUUCUUGAUUCGAUAACAGAGUUAGCUUUGCACUCAUUGACCCUCUCUACACCUAAUACUAAACAACAAAUGAUCGUGUGAUUUUAUAAUAACAAUAAGGAUAACAUUAGUGCAUCAAUUGGGCCAAGCUUUUGAAAAAGCUUGUGUGAAAUAUGUGGUAAUUUUCCCCCGUUGCUCCUUCAUUGUUGACGAGAUACUCAAAAAAACGUAGUGUAACUAUUUAAGUCAUACGAGAAUAUUUGUUGAAUAGAUACCAUGUAACUGUUAUUCUUCGAAAAUGUGGUACAGCGGCGUUGUUGACACUUUUGAUUGACCGAGCUGAAGGUGGUCAGCGUAAACCCAUACAUUCAAAAGAUUAAUGUUUACUGCAAACAGAUCACUAAAUAACAGUAACAUUACUCGACGCUGUUGACAUUUAAUGUACUGCUGUUCAAUGCAAGUACUUCGACGAGCUUGUGUACACGUUUUCUUUUAACAGUGUAUAAAUAUAGCUGUAGUGAAGGGCGGCCGUCAGUCACGGUCAUACACUUUUAUGUUAUGACCACACUGAAUUGAUAGUUUUUCGCGCAGUCUGUAUUUGCUUCUGCUGUUUGAGCAGAUUUACUUAUAGAUUAGUCUGAAUAAUAUGUUGCAUGUUACAUUAUCGAUCAUAAGCCAGUGUUGUUACAAAUGAUCCGUUAAACAAAUUAAAAGAAACAGCCUUGAUCUUUUAUUAAUUGUCUUUAUAGAUCUGAAUACAUCCUAGGCCUACUUCCAUCAGCCACUUACUGCUGGGAGACAGAGGUUUUGAAAAUGAGGUGUUAAAAAUAAAUAUAAAUAAUAAUUUAUAACUGUAAGCAGGGCCAGACUCAAAAUAGGCAGCAAGUGUCCCACAUUGUGUUGUCACAGUAUCAAAAUUUCAGUAGUCGGUACCGAUGCAGUGACAUUUCACGGUUCUCGAUACCAAUUUCGAUACCACAGAAAAAAUUUGCUAAUGUGCUAUUGAACACACUCCUUUAGCCUAUUUAAUGUUAAAUUUCAAUGUAAAUAUACAUUAAAAUAUAUGCAUGUUUCCUUCAAGUGUUUCUAACACUUUUUUGUUUUUAAGCAGGGCCCUACUGAAUUCUGUUUUAUUUUUUCCCUAAUUCCUUUUUUACUUUUUCAUUAUCAAAAUGGGUGGCCUGGAUAGCUCAGUGGUAAAAUACGUUGGCUACCACCCCUGGAGUUCGCUAGUUCGAAUCCCAGGGCGUGCUGAGUGACUCCAGCCAGGUCUCCUAAGCAACCAAAUUGGCCCGGUUGCUAGGGAGGGUAGAGUCACAUGGGGUAACCUCCUCGUGGUCGCUAUAAUGUGGUUUGUUCUCAGUGGGGUGCAUGGUGAAUUGAGCGUGGUUGCCGCGGUGGAUGGAGUGAAGCCUCCACACGCGCUAUGUCUCCAUGGCAACGCGCUCAACAAGCCACGUGAUAAGAUGCGCAGGUUGACUGUCUCAGACGCGGAGGCAACUGGGAUUCGUCCUCCGCCACCUGGACUGAGGCGAAUCACUAUGCGACCACGAGGACUUAGAGCGCAUUGGGAAUUGGGCAUUCCAAAUUGGGAGAAAAAAAAAAUUUCAUUAUCAAAAUGGUGUCAAAUAAAAAAAAUUCUUAAACUUUUAAAAACAUUUAACAAGUAAAAAUAGAACAAUUAUUAUCAACAUACCAUUGCAUUUUUUAACAAACAUUUAUUCAGUAAAAAAAUGCUCUUGCUUGAUAUAUUGCUUAAUUUUUAUUAUUAUUACAAUCAUUAUUAUUAUAAUUAUUAUUUCUAUAGCGAUUACAUUUUACUAUACAGUUAUAAUAUAUUUCUGUUGCAAUUUCAGGCGUUUAGCUUUUAUUAUGAAUCAUGCUUUUAUUUUGAUCUGUUUUUGACGGAAGUUUGACCUCUGGAUAAACGGUUCACUACAUGGCUCAGUGUGAUCGUUAAAGCGCAAAUGCUGUGAUUUAAUUAUAUAAAUUCUAUAAAAAUAACGCUUCAGGGUGGAUUAGUGCUCUGCUCUGUCAUCUAUCAUACAAUGCGAAUGAUUCUCAUAGUCUGUAAAGUUUCCAGUGUAUGAGCGGUCUGCUUCACACAUUAAUUUAAAGCUCAUGCAGCUCAUACAGACUAAGAUUGCAGCAUUUCACGGUUUAGUAAUCACAUUAGGACAUAUCGUGAUUUUAAUUUGAUUAGUUGUGCAUUUCAGUGUAAAAGGAGUAACAGAGCUCAAGCGUGUGAGCAUUUGAAAGCAGUCGUGUGUCAGUGUGCGGGUACCGAAUUAAGUCUGUGCUCGGUACUACCGAGAAUCAAUGGUAUCAUUAGAUCUUUUUUUAUUUUAGUACCGAAGUACUGGUACUUUUGACAACACUGACACCCACAGUAAGCAUAAUCCAAAGAAUGCACAGAGGUAAUAUUAUUUAAAUUGAAAAUGCACAAUUGUUUACAAAUCGCCAAGUGGGGCUCGAACCAGUACCCUUCCGAUCUCCAGUGCAGCGCACAAAUGGCCAAAACAUGGACAGUCACCAAAAGUAGAUAAAUUGAGAUUACAAAACAAUUUAUGAGGAUUUUUUUUUACAGCUAAGUGGUGUUGAAUUGAAUCAGAAAGUAUGCUGUGAAGUACGGCCUAUGUUGUAUUAAUCCCAGCAACGGUGAACAGAAGUACAAAUAAAAAAUAAAAAACUUUUGUAGGAUUCAAACUCCCAAACUUUAUGCUUGGUGUACAGAAUUGCACACACUGCGCCAGUCAGUUGAAGCGACCCAUCGAUGGCAAAAAGACAUGCCAAAGGCAUGGUUAGUUAUCUUUUGAACUAUAGGUGGCACUGUCUCCAAACUCCUUGGGUACCCUCAGGAUACGAUGUCGAUGAUGCAUAACCAUUUUCUUUCAAUUCUGACGAAGUACUCAAAAGAUGCAUCAAUUUAUAAUAAAUUUAAGUUGACAUCGUUAACUUUGCGUGGCCGUAAGGGGGCGGCAUAACAUUUACUGAAGCCGGUUGCGGCAUGGACAGGGCAGAAAUCAAAAACAAGUUACGAGCUGAUGGCAGUCCAGUAUUAUGAAGGUUUUAGUACUGCAAGAAUCCAGGUUUCAACUUUUUAAUUUGUGUUAAAAUGUGUAGUUGAUAUUAAAUUUCCAACAGUGACAGCUCGUAUUAUUACACAUGCAAGUUAAACAUUGUGUAAUUAAAUUUUUUUUAUCGAUUCAUAUAUACACCACAAAGAAAAACCCAACACAUAUACAAUGAAUCAACAUUUCACAUUCAAACCCCACUAAUAUCCCUCCCCAUUCACCAACCCCACCCUGACCCCCGACGAACACCCCUGUGGUCCCACAUAAUAACACACACACAACAAAAAAGAAAAUAUAAUAAACAUACAUAAUUAAACUAAACUACAGUCUCCACAUCCCCUCCCUGAGAGUCCCCCCCAAAAACUAAAUAAUUGCCCCAUUUCUUAACAAAUAAGUCCCAAAACCACAGCCUUCUACUUACCACUUCCUCGAAAGCAGCCACCCUCCCCAUUUCCACACACCACUCCGAAAAAGAGGGCGCUCCAUCCGACUUCCAUCCCCUUAAAAUUAUUUGCUUGCUGAUCAUGAGACUGGUCAGAACCCAAUUUUUUAUGUGAUUAUCCCCCAAAUUUAGGACCACCCCAUCACCCAAAAUACAGAGUCUGGGACAAAGUAAAAUUUGAGUGCUCAAAACUUCAUACAUACAACUCAUUGAAUCUUAGAAUACCACCAAAAAACAUGGAUUGUGUCUCCAUCUUCUGAUUGGCAUCGCCAGCAGGUGGGUGUGUCUUUAAAGGAAUAGUUCACCCAAAAAUUAAAAUUUGCUGAUAUUUUACUCACCCUCAGGCCAUCCAAGAUGUAUCUGAGUUUCUUUCUUCAUCAAAACAGAAUUUAAGACUUUUAGGAUUUAAUUUCAGGCCUCCUCCUCUAAACAAUGCAAGUGAAUCUCCUCCAUUUCUUGAUGGUCUAAAAUGCAUAUUUAGGGUGCAUCAAAAUAAUCCACGACUCCAGUCGACAAAUAAAGGUCUUCUGAACGCAAACGAUUGAUUAAUUUUAGAAACAAAACAAUACUUAUAUACUUUUUAACUACAAAUUUUUGUAGAGGGGGACAUGUACAGGGAGAGAUUGUAACAAGUAGUUAAACUUUGGAAUACAAUUCAUUUGAAUAACAUUAACCUUCCCAAUCAUAGAUAAAUGUAAUGAAGCCCACCUGCCCACAUUGCUCAAAAACCUUAUUAAGGGAUCAAAAUUAACUAACUAAAUCAGACAAAUUUGCUGGGAAUAAAAUGCCCAAAUACUUAGUGCCCUGUUUGGGCCACUAGAAGGAGCCCAGCUGAAAAGCAGUUACUGGGUAGUACGCUGUCAGAGCCAAAGCUUUGGAUUUAGACCAAUUGACUCUGUAUCUUAAAAAAAGGAAUUAAUAAUUCUGUGGAGGCAAGGCAUAGAUCUAGUCGAGUCAGAGACAAAUAACAAAAUAUCAUCUGCGUAAUUACCUCACUAAGCUCCACCAAGGUUAUCUCAGACUCGAUAAUUUUUUUGCUCCGUCGUCAGUUUAGGGAGUUCUAAUGGUUUCACAAAAUUUCUAAUAUCCUCAUCAGUAGACGAAGACGUGGAACUAUAGAGAUAAAAAUAGAAUCCUUUAAAAGCAUUACUAAUAUCAAUGGCUGAGGUAAAUAUUUUACCACCAGCAGAUUUCACUGAGGGAAUGGUAGAAAAAGACUCUCUGCUUUAUAUAUCUAGCCAAAAGCUUCCCUGCUUUAUCCCUCGACUCAAAGUAUGACUGUCUUGCCCUGAAUAGCCAAAACUCCACUUUCCACGACAAAAUAGUAUUAUAUCUAUUUCAAUCGGGUCAAUUCUCUGAGGCCAUCAGACGACAUUCGGUGCUUCAGCUCUGCCUCGACACUUUUAAUAUUCCCUUCCAACUCCACGAGUUCUUGUGCUUUGGAUUUUUUUAUAAAUGAGGAAUACUCUAUGAUCCCACCCCUAAGAACUGACUUAAGUCUCCAUGUAAACAUUGAUUUCAGCCUUUAACAUUUGUUGGAAAUCAGGAUUUUGCAAAAGGGAUACAUUAAAGCGGCAACUAUAUGAUUUAUUUUUCUCCGUAUGUGGCAACACCUCUAAACUCACCAAGGCGUGAUCUGAGACUAAGAUGUUUCCAAUUGAACAACAACAGAUGAAAUGAGGGACUUAGGUAUGAAAAAAUAAAUAAAAAUCUAUUCUACAAUAAAUCAUAUGGACUGAUGAAAAAAAUUUAUAGUCCCUACCAGAUGGGUUCAAAAGUCUCCAAAUAUCUGUAAGACCAAGAUUUUUACACAUCCUGUGAAGCGUCAGUGUUGCUCUAGGGGCUUGCGCACUUUUGCUUCACUAUGAUCAAGGACUGAGUCCAUCAAAAGAUUAAAGUCUCCUCCCAAUAUUAUAUCAUGAGGGGUGCCAGCGGCUUGCAACAUCCUUCAAGAUCUAUAAAAAAGCCCUGAUCAUCAGCGUUAAGUGCGUAAAUAUUAGCCAAAAUCAACCGUUGCCCCUGAAUUUCUGCUAAAACAAUAAUGACUCUUCCUAAUUUAUCGUUAAUCUGUUUGAGACAUUUGAAUUGUAGAUGCUCCCUUAUCAAUGUAAUGACUCCCCUGCUCUCACUUGAGCCAGCACUAAAGAAAACAUGUCCACCCCAUAUCUUCCCAAAUUUUUCAGCUUCCUGCAGGGGAAGAUGCAUUUCUUGAAGAAACACUAUCAUAUUUCUUACGUUUAAGAAAAAAAUAACCUUUUUAUGGGGUGCCCUAACCCAUUCACAUUCCACGUGGAGAGAGAUAGUCCACUCAUAUUGACAUUUUGACAUGUUAGAAAUAAUAGAUUGUGUCAAAAAUAAAAAUGAUAAAGACCACAUUCCACAUUAUUGCAACAAUCAAACCCCAAACCAAACAAACAGAAAAAAGAAAAACGUGCGCAUUAACCCCGUGCACGACCGUGCCAACUGGCGUCCAUCCCUCUAAACUCAAACAGUCCAUGUACGCUUACGAGAGUCCUUGCAACAACUUUGCCGUCGGAUUGCUCAAGUCCGGUGCUGCUUUACAAAUUUUGUGAGACAGAAUUACAAAACAGAAAAUAAUCUAUAAAACAAACCUCCAGCCAGUAGGCAAAAUAAACACAAAGAACGUGUAGAUUAAUUCCCAAAACUGUAUCAAAGGUGUGUUCCUCCACAAAACAAGCUCCAGCCGCUAGCGGAACCAGCACAAAAAAAAAAAAAAUCUAUUCGGUUAACUCGGACAGUCAAACAAAUGUUUAGUGAGCUGGCUGUUCAUGAGUGCAGCAGAUGAAUUAAUCCUUCCAAUGUCCUGCAAAAAAUACUCCAAAACAAAAUCCAGCCAAUAGGAGGCAUAAACACAAGGAACAUGCAGAUUCAUCCAUAACUGUCCCAAAGGAGAGUUAUUCCACAAAACAAACUCCAGCCGCUAGGCAGAGUCAAGAUAAAAAGAAACAAAAUGGCGCCCAGCUUCCUCAGACAGUCAAGAGUAUAUUCAGCAAGUUAAUUUCACUUGGGGGCCACAUGAGGAACACCAAAUGGCUUAUUCACUCCGAUGUUUUUAUGAAGGACAUCGCUUGCUGUGGAGAUGUAAAUACUUUGCGGCCAUCCUUAUUAUCUAUUCUCAGUUUGGCCGGAAACAUCAGUGCAAAAGCGAUCUUCCGUUGAUGUGAGAGAUUGUUGCAUUCCUUGAAUCUAUCACGUUUCUCUCUUGUCGAAUUCGCAAAGUCUGGGAAAAAGAAAAUGUUGUGGUUCUUCCAAGAAUUCUUUCCUUUACUCCUCACCUCGUGCAACACAAGAUCUUUAUCGGAUGAUCUCAAAUUUGACCAGAAUUGAUCGGGGCCUGUCUCCCUCCAUGGAUCUCCGAGCCGGGACUCUGUUAGCUCGCUCGAUUUCCAGCUUAUGGCCUGUUAUGUCGAGCAGACUCGGGAAGAGCUCAUCUAGGAAUUUCACCAUAUCUCGGCCUUCCUCAUGCUCAGGAAUUCCAGCAAUUCGGACGUUGUUUCGAUUACGAUUCUCCAAAUCCUCCAGUUUUUCCCCAAACGUGUUCCAAAUCCACCUUGAUCGCUAACGGAUUAGCAGCUAAUUCCCUCUUUGAUGACUCCAGAUAAUCGAUCCGUCUCUCGACGUCCGACAGUCUUUUAACCAACUCGGUGUAUUUCAUCUCCAUGGAAGUAAUCGAUCGACGUAUUGCAGCAAGAUCCUUCAAAUCUGCAACUACUUUCGUCAGCAUUGCCGACACAUUCAUCAAUUCACGCCGGACUUCUUUCAGUUCACCGUCUGAAUUGAGUUCGUGGCUUUCGGUCUGUUGCUCCGGGGAAUCAGCCUGAGCACGGUUUGAAAGUAUACUAGAGGGAAUAUAUGGACCAAGACUGCUGCAAGAUCUCAAUAUAUUUGAUGAGUGUGAACCAGAGGAUGUGGAUGAUUGGUCAAUGGAUGCAAACUGCUCCUUUUGCAACCUGCAUUUGGAGAAACUAAAUGACUGUCCUCCGUCUGUGAUCGUGCCUGGGUCGCCAACCCCUGCAGAAUCCCCCCCACCUCAGGGCCUGUCAACCUCUGAUAAACUCCAGUGCCAAGCAGACAGAUUCCUCCACGCUAUAUUUCGCAAAAAGGAGUUCCCUCAGAGCUGCGAUUCCAGUGUACCAUUGGUGGCGCAGGACUUGAUGCGCCAGAUGAUUCGGCAGUUUGCCUUAGAAUAUGCAUGUAAAAGUCAGGCUCACGAGGGCCUGAAUGGCCUUUGUGACAACUCUGACCUUCUCCCUCAUGAACCGGAUCCUGAUGGGCCCCUGGACCUCAGCCGAGCUUCCCAGGCCCUGCAGCAAUUAGAUGGAGUACUUGACCUCUCUAAGAAAAACACGUCUUCAGAAAAUGCAUCUACUCAAGUUUCAGGUUCCUUAGGGCCAAAUGAGGAGGACCAUUCCAGACUGGGGAAGGAUGAUGGUUCUAAAGUUCCAGAGGUCUGGAGAGUCACUGUGUUGGAGAAAGUCAUGUCGUCACUUUGUUCCCACCAUAGACUGCUGCUCUAUCAUAUUCUAAUGGACAUGCAGGAAGACUACAACAUCUCUGUAACUCUGCGGGAUGCUCACAGACAACGAUUUAAGGCUGAACCCCUCUGCUUCCAUGCAGACAAAAAAAUCCAAACACUUACAUUAAGUGACUGUUCUGAAACUGCUGGCAUUUGUUGUAGAACAGCUUGUAGGGUUUCAGCUUGCAUGUUUACUCCUAUGUGUGUGUGUCUGAAGAACAUUCAUGGCCAUUCGUGCCAGAAUAUAGCCAUGGCAUGUGUUGGCAAAGUUAACUGUUGUAACUCUACUGUUUGUUGUACAAAAAUAUCCUUGUGCCAGCAUCAGAAUGAUCAAGCCUAUAUUUCUUAUACAAGAGGUGUCCCAGUAAACUCUCAAAACGAUUGUAACUCUCAUAAUGGAAGUAAAGGAAGUCGUAGCCCCUCCCCACCACCACUAUCGCCAAAGCCUGUGGACACUGAGUGUAAAAUGAAUGCAAAGACCAGCAUCUCCCACAUUCAGGAUUGCAAGGUCCUGAAUAUGGCACCUCCUCCUCUCCUACCUCACAGAACAGAGUUUGAAGAGACAGCUUUGUACUCUAACACUCCUCAUAUGGGAUCAACUGAUGAACAUUCCAAAAAGGUUUUGACAUCUCAUACACAAGCAGAGAAAGAGAAUGACCAUCAGUGUGGAUCUUUAAUUGGAGACCUAAUGGAUAGAGUCACUGAAAAGCUCAAGAGUAUCCAACCAUCAGAGAAGGAACAGACAAUUUUUGCCCAUGCCAAUCAAAUGUCCAAGACAAGCGAUGACACACAUUUGACCGAGAUAAUAACAACUGUACUACAUAAUAGUAGUGACAAAGAUUACAACCUUAAUGAGCUUUUACAACAGCAUGUAGCCACAGAACAGCGAUCCCCUCAGACACGUUUUCGUAAGAGAUUGGAAACUUUAGAGGCCAUGAGCAAGUCACCUGACCUUCCAUCUUCAAGAAGAAAAAGCUUACAAAUCAAAAGAGAUUUGGCCCGACUUAGUCCAUCAUAUUGCAGGAGGAAGAUAGGGUUUGAGAGAGAGAGGUGUCCAAAAAGUUUUAAACCUCCUCAUCCCACACACUCUGAUGUUGAGCAAUUUGAAUGCAGUAGGCUGGAAAGAGUAUCCAAGACAGUGGACACAAAGCUCCUAAAAGAUACCUGUGACAAUCUGACAACUCGAGCACAAACGGAUGAGACACAGCAUAAUCAAGAGGAGCAAGAAACUCAACCGCAACAUGUUGGUCUGAAAGAACUACUGCCUCCUCCUGAUGAAAAGGCACAAUCACAAACAGCUGGAUGUCACUGGAAGGCGAAAGCAAAAACCCAUGAAGAGAAAAGGCUAACUGUUGAAAUUGGAAGGUCCAGACGAAAUAUUGUUCCACCCCAGCGUUUCUCUUCAUACGUCACUGAGCCACGAAAGAUGUAUUUUGCUGCCUGUUUUUCAGAAAGUAUAUUCAUCAAGCAUUCCCCUACAGAUGGCACCUCAACAGCACUUGGUAUCAGAGAAGAAACGGUCAGUGAUGAAAAGCCAUUCAAAAUUGAAGAUGAAAAUCAAGACUGUGAUAUUUUACAGAAAAUGGCUUCACUAAAAGAUGACAUUUCAUCCAAAGAAAAGCCACUAUAUGAGGAUGACAAUGAUGGAAAGAAUCACCAUAAACUGAGUUCAAGAAAAAGGAAAACAUGCCAGAAUUCCACGUCACCAUCAAAAAGAUCUAAACCCAAUAAAACAAAUAGUCCAGACACUGACUCGCACAGUCCUACUAUACCCAUGUCUAACUCUACAACCACUGAGAAUGUAAAACAUGUUAAAGAGAGCCAUUCUGGAUUGAAGUACGAUAGUCCAAUAAAGCUUAUGUUUGUUUCCACUGUGAGAGGUGAAGAUGGUGUAAAAUAUACACUUAAAGCAGCUGCCUCUGGCUCAAAUUCACAUGGAGAGAUGUUUGAUCCAUGUUUGGAAUCCUCAUGGGCAGGCAGUGCAAUAGAUGAACAUGUGCACAAUUCAGUCAUUGAACCUGCUCCAUGGAAAACUGAGAAUAGUGGGAAGAAAUGCACCUCACCAAAAGAAGUGGCUUCACUUGAUAUAAUAUUGCCCAGUUGUUCAAACAGUGAAGGUGUGAACCGAGAAACCAUACCAACUACACAUCAAACAACCCCAGUAAAAAGGCGUCCUGGGCGCCCCAAAAAAUUAGGACCACAAAUUGAGAAAUCUGUAAAACGUCCCAUUGGCAGACCUCCAAAAUUCAAAACAAUAGACUCAGGUGCUUCUAGAGGUAAAACUGCAUCCAGUAUGGUGAAUCAUAGAACAUCAGAAAUGUCUUGUAAGGAUGAUAGAAAUAAAAAUCUAAAGAUUACUAUAGUGUAUGGAAGAUCAAGAAGGGCAAGAAGGGUAGUUUCUGAUGAUCUGGAUAAUUUCCCAGCAUAUCAACAUGUUUAUGAAGUAUGUAAUAGUGGCAUGUAUAGUAAGACAUGUUCUGGAAUUAAAGGCAGUAAUGAUGAAAUGACCAAAGAUCAGUUCAAGGAUCUCAAUUGUGUUAUGCCUGUUGAAGAAAGGAAAUGCACAAUCCAUACCUGCAGCAACAUCAAAUGUCAAAGACCGAGUGAAACGGCAGUGUCAAGAAAGCCAGGAAGACCUCCCAAGGUCAAGAUUUCUGGGAUUUCUGUCACUGUCACUGCAGAAUCACCAAGGCAAAGAAAGAUACACAUGAAAAGGGACACAAAAUCUUCACAUCUGCUCCGUAGGACACUUCCAGUUGAACCUGAGCCUUCCAAAGAGCAGAAGAUGAUCAAUAUUCCUACUGACGUACACACGCAUGAUGUGGAUGCACUGAAAGAACAUUGUCAGAGUGCUAGAAGGCCACUUAUACCAGUGAGACAUUCCGUUAGAGAGCGGAAACCCUCAAUUCAUUUGCUCCACUCUGUUGCUACUGCCAGGUCCUGUGCACUGGUUCGUAGGUCACGAAAACUACUGCUGAAUAAGGCUAGCUCUGAGGCCAGCCAUCCUACACUGAGCAGACAUGAGGAGCCCCCAAACAAUGCACUUUCCACAAAGACCAAUAAUGUCCACUGCAUGCAAGAUAUAGUCCAUUUUUCUUCAGUUUCAGUGGACCCAAUUUUCUCAUCUACUGAAGGUUUUAGGUGGUGGCCUACUUCAGCAUCACCUGAGACCUUAAAUGAAGAGUUAUCCAGGAGGAUCAGGCUGAUGUCCAAUACUUGGGUAUCGGAUGUCCUAGAGGCCAACAAGUCAGUGGAAAUGAAAACCGAUCUUAUACCAAAAACCUGUGAGAGGCCUAGUAGUUCUGAGAGGAAGUCUGCCAUCAAAAUGCUCUUUGAGAAAAGCUAUAAUAUGGAGAAGCUCUGUACUUGGUUUAUGCAGACCACAGAAACUCAGUCCCUUGCGAUUGUAAAGAAGGCAAGUUCGAGAAAUCCCAAGGAGGUCUUUCGCUAUAACUCCAGCAGACCUAAUUGCAAAGUGAAUGUUUGCCCAAGUUCACAGGCAGAGCGGCUCAGGAAACAUGUAAAAAAAUUUGCUAAAGUUGUCCCAAAGAGUCCAUCAAUGCACAAGCAAGCUCAAAAAAUGCUGUUCAAGGCAAGGUCACAAGCCAAGAGAAAGCUCUUUAACAUACCACCAUUUAAACAGAGGAAUGAUGUUGGCCAGCAGAUGUCUAGGUCUAGAUGCACAUGGGUUGUUUACAGAACAACUUCACUCAGAGUGAGGCUAAAGUUUAGAACCAGGCCCAGGAAAACAUUAAGAGUUGAUAAGGCACACAAAGUCCUUAGUGGUCAGAUGAGAACAAAGACUUCAGGUGUUCCGACUAUAGAAUUGUUGAACGAAAUGCCUAAUUUUGUAGAAAAAACAUCCACACCAGUCAUGAAAGCACAAAAUGCAUUCAAGCUUUCAGUAAAAAGUCCAAGUGUAGUCAAAGCUCCCCAGAAGAUGAUUGGGAUUACCAAUAUUUCAAAAGAGAACAGAAUCAGCUCCAAAGCUUGGAGUCCCGAGUCCCUGAAGGAGUGCAGGGUUUUUCUAAAAAAGAUCAACUCCCCAAACACACAGUCAACGACAGAGGAAUGUAACAUUUGCACAGUAAAGCUCUAUGAUGUCUCUCCAGAGCAAGAGGAGACGGAGAGAAAUGAGGGCAUUAUGAUGGGGGGUAAACUUGAAUCUCCAGUACAGCUGCCCUUAUCUCCAAAAAGCCAGAGCAAGAGAGGAGGAAAAAGAGGCAAAUGGAAAAGCUGCAGCACAAGUACAUCUCCCCCAGUAAAAAUGCUCAGACAAUCAAGGAGCAGCAGGGGUGUUCUGGGAGCGAGGUGGUGUGACUUUGUUCUUGGUUCUUUGAAAUAACUUGGGACCAGUCUCUAGCAAGACAUUCUCUUGAACUCAAAUAUAAGGUGCCUUUUAACAGUGGUCUGGUUGAGUAUUACAAGCAUUAUGACACACGACCUCAGCAAGCGUCAUGUAGCAGAAAAAACUUGACACUUGUCACUAUUUAGACACUUGUUGCACUAUUUAAAUCUACUUCAUGGUUUCUUUUGUUUGUAGUGUUUUGUUUUCCUUUUAAAAGCUCCCUCAAUUUUAUUCUUGGUGCAUACCAAGAGAAGUAAAGUUUUUUUUCUACAUUGCAUGGAGUAUCAAAGGUUACGAACACUGUUUGGUUUGUCCAACCUAGGACUCUCAUAGCAGAGCUCAACUCGGGUCAAUUUAAGACAAACUUUUAUAAAAUUCUAAAAGAUAUGUUCAUUCAAAACAUUUAUCAUCUACAUUUUACAAGUAUCUUGUAAAAGAGCUUUUUAAAUGGGUUCUUUGCAAGUACUGCAAAGUUUAAAGAUAACAUGUACAUUUUUUAAGUUGUGAAUAAGUCCAUUGACGAAAGAAACUGCUUAAAUCAGUGUAAGCUGGUUUGCUGGUCUCUUGGCUGGCUUUGGGCACUUUUCAGUUGUUUAGACUGGGAGGCCAACUUAGACCAGCAAACCACCAUAGGUCUGUUUUUCAGCAGGGUAUAAAAUAGUUGUCUUAUGUCCUAUAAAUCUUGGGUCAGUAAGACCUUUUGGGGGGGGGGGGCAGUUCUGUUUGCUACCCACUCCUACAGUAAUCACAAAGCAUCAAAAAAUUAGUUUUUUAUUUUUAUAUAUUUUUAUUUUUUUGUGCAUCUCUGUAUCCAGUUAGUGCCCCUUGCCUUCUAUUUAUGGAAACCUAGCUUUUCUUAGAACUUCUGUGAAUUUUGAAUGUUUGUCAAUUUGUUAAUUCAUUUAAGCAUUAAUUUACAUCCUGAUUUUUGUUGCACUACCAAGCCCCAACAUUUUGUUUUAUACUUACUGACAACCAUUGUAAUGUAUAGUGUCAUUUUGGUGCAAUGUUUUAGUCUAUGAAAGCCAGACUUUUUAUUAUUAUUAUUAUUAUUAUUAUUAUUAUUAAAAGCUUUUAAGAUGAUCCAGAGACACAUAUGUUCCACUUAUUUCUUGAAUAGAAGAUUUUUUUAUGUGCAAAUCUUAAUGUGUGAUCUAUUGCAGUAUGACACCUACCUCCUGAAAUCAACUGGUAUUGAUUACCCUAGUGGUGUAACCGUGUGUUUAGCCAGGCCAAUCAACUAGGCCUAUACCAAGAGCAUUUAAACUAGUGAUACAACCAGUGUAUGUUUAGUUUGCUCCAAUUUAUUUAAAUACUGCAUUACUAGCCCUAUUUUCCAACUGCUGUUGGUGUUACUAGUUUGUGACCCUGUACUUUCUCCCUUGUAACAAGACCGGUUAAGAUCUGUGCAAAAAGAAGACUAGUUGGUGCUACACUUUGAGACCACCUUAGUUGUACUUAUCACAAUUUUUACUCUGAGAAAUAUGGUUCAUUUUGACAAGUAGCUUGGAUUUGUCAUGAAACUGGUUUACUAGAUUUCAUUAAUUAGUGUCUGGAUCAAAAUCAGCUAGAGGCAUUUGUUCUUAACCUGCUGAAGUAGUGCUGGUGUUGAUCUCAUCUUUCAUUAUAAAGGGACCUACUAUCUAACAUUCUGGCUGUACAAAAAGACUGCAGAGAUUGGCUAGUGCCAACAAUGAGGUUUCUGCACAAGCAUGUGCUAACACCAGCCAUCUGAACACCAGCCAUCUGCUGUUUUAGGUCCUCAAUAACCAUUCAAACUACGAACAUUUUGGAGCUGCCCACUGGUUUCAAUGUGGCAAGAGAAUGUGCAGACAAGCUAGUUAAAUUGUGCAUUAUAUCUGUAUACCUUUGCCAACAAUAUGCUGGAGCUUGGAAUGGGCCUUCUGUAUAUUGUAUUACUAUGUUUGUUUAUGCCAUUUUAAGGUUUUGGCCACUGUCAACUUGUUACCUGGUGCUAUAUUUUGUACAUAAACUUAAUAUAAAUUAUACAAACUCAUCCCUUGUAUUUUCUCGUUUGUUUUAUACUUGUUUUCAUCAUUAGAACAAUAAAAAAGAUUGCAAAUA
This is a messenger RNA of Myxocyprinus asiaticus (Chinese sucker), 14762 nucleotides long. RefSeq names its product ligand-dependent nuclear receptor corepressor-like protein. Gene Ontology annotation, biological process: regulation of transcription by RNA polymerase II. The transcript has 8 exons. Gene Ontology annotation, cellular component: nucleus. Gene Ontology annotation, molecular function: DNA binding. The coding region runs from base 7737 to 12674 and encodes 1645 amino acids. Lineage: Eukaryota; Metazoa; Chordata; Actinopteri; Cypriniformes; Catostomidae. The record is from RefSeq and is a predicted model, not a curated record.